Molecule: messenger RNA, 1053 nt
Organism: Diabrotica balteata
Lineage: Eukaryota; Metazoa; Arthropoda; Insecta; Coleoptera; Chrysomelidae
Source: the annotation of a GenBank genome assembly
AUGACAUUAUAUUGCCUGUUUGAAGAUUUAUCUCCCUGGAUAUUCUUGGUAACUGCAAUACCAACCAUGCUAACGGGAAAUAACACUACAUUUUUUGCCAUAAUACUAUCCUACAUAUCCGAUACUUCAACAAAGGAAACUAGAGGUAUGAGAAUGGCUUUUUCUGAAGUGGCCUUAGCAACUGGAUCUCUCUUGGGAAGCAUUUCAAGUUCUUACAUAUUUUACGCCACAAAUUAUCCAUCCAUGUUUGCCAUUGGUUUAGGAUGUUUAUUAAUCAGUAUUGCUUAUACGACAUUUUUUGUACCUGAAUCUAUAAAAAAUAUCUCCAAUUCCAAGGAAAAUAAAAUAAAUAACGAGGCUAAAAAAGAAAAACUGAUUCAGUUAAAGUUAUUUAAAGAAAUUAUUCAAACUACAAUUAAAAAACGGGAAAACUAUGGCAGAUCGAUAAUAGUCCUAACAAUUAUCUCUAUCAUAAUUUACAUCUCCAUCACACAUGCAGAUACAUCUACGCGAUACAUGUUCCUUCGAGGAAAACUGAACUGGACCUUUACAAAGUACAAUAUUUAUAAUAGUAUUUGUAGCUUAAUUUGGGUUGCUGGUACGAUGACUGGAACUUAUAUUCUUCAAAGGAAAUUUCAUGUUCCGGAUUCCAUACUUGCCUUUAUUGGGUUGAUUUCGAUGUUAAGUUGCAUCGUUUUGCAGUUUCUUGCAACCAACGAUACAAUUAUGUAUAUUGCCGGUGGAUCAAGGUGCUUGAUAGGACUGGUCGCUCCCAUGCUGCGAGCUAAUAUAUCCCGCUUAGUACCAUCUGAUGAAGUUGGUAAGAUAUUCGCAAUGGUAGUAGGAGGUGGAGCUCUCGCAGCUGCUAGUUUAACGCCUAUAUAUACAGUAGUGUAUAACAGUACGAUCUACAUUAAUUCUGCGUUAUACAACCUGACAUCCAUUUCUCUACUGACAGUAACUAUUGCUUUAGUAAUGUUAAUCAUAUUUUUAGAACAAAUAUCUAAAGCUGAAGUUCAGACUGUUAAAGAAGUUGAUGUAAAAGAAAGCUAA